GGCAGUGUUUAUCUUUGAGACCUGCUUUGCGCUUCAUCUUCUUUUUUUCCAGCAUCCGGAGAGAAGCAAUAUAAAUAAUAGUCUCCUUGUAUUUGUCUUAAUUAAGUGUUAGGACCACCAUAUGCCUAGCCGAGCUCGGACAAGUUUCAUACUCGAGAUCCUCGAACUGUUUCGUACACGCUAGCCGGCCAUAUAGCCGCGCCCAUCACCAGCUAAAGCAACCUUAGCGUAACGCUACGUUUGACGUUCAAGUACUUCUACCCUAUUACUGGUGAGACGACAGCCAUACCACUAACACCAGGCCCCGCAGUGACAGGCGAGCGCAAGACAAGCAAGAUUGUGCUGUUGCGAGAUACUGGACACAGACACAGCCCCUCAAUGGAUUCAACAGACAAUCCGUUUGACCUGGAUACGUUUGUGUGUGACAUUCAACCAUGGUUGAACAAAGUUGACGCAGAUCGACUGCGACGGAUGGUGAUCCAGAAACGUCUCAUAACUGACAGCGCAUCAAUAGAGAGACUAAAGAGAAUUCGGUCCCUGAAUGGACAAUGUGAUCAUAAUGAGGACCUCAUCCAGUUGCUCAGAGCUGGUGGCCUAAAGACUUAUCGUGUUCUCGGUGUUGUCAUUGAGGAACUUGGGUAUGAGGACAAGAGCAAGGAAAUGCUCUCCAUGUUGUCCCCCACAGUAAACCCGUUCCGCUCGAUACAGUUCAUCAGCGAAAUUCAACCGCUCAUCACGACUCUGGCACCGGAGCGGUUCCGGAACCUGACUCAGCAGUACCAGCUGCUCACGAAGCAGGAUGCCCUUGACAACCUCGCCAAGGUCCUGAGCGAACGCGGCACUCAGGCGCACAACACGGAGAUUCUUCUGCUUGUAGAGCCGGGAGAGCACGACGCGUAUCACGGCAUAAGCAAGAUUGUGCGCGAGAUGGGCUACCCGGAGAAGAGCGAGCAGAUGAUCCAGUUUCUGCAGAACUCACAGACAUCGACAGACGGCGCAAAAGGAGAAGGAUCUGAAGAGCCGCAAUCGCAAGAUCGAGCACCCUCGCCAAUGUCACCUGCGUCGCCACCGACAACACCCGCAUCACCUCCACCAGUAUCAUCAGCAGGGCCGCCAUCCAAGGCAGCCGAAUCCCUAACGGCGGCAGCUGCUAUGAAAGCACCCGCUCCGGCACCGGCACAAGUGACCCCGGUACCAACAUCAUCCGUGCCGCCCCGGCCUGCUGCAAUGCCACCAGCAGCUGCGCCCUCUCCCGUGCAGCCAGCCAACGUGUGGCAUGGAGCAUCAUCGCCGCCCGGUGUUGUAUCGCCCACUGCUGUAUCACCGACGUCACCAGCUCUGCCAGUUGUUGCUGGUUAUGCCACACCUACGGUGGCACGUGCGCCACCGACCAGUCUAACUCCAUUGGUAUCUCCCACGGCCAUGCCACAAUCAAGAUCACCAGUAGUGCCAGCAGUACAUGUAUCGCCCACGCCCAUGCCACAAUCAACAUCACCAGCUCUGCCAGUAGUGGCGGGAUAUGCCUUGCCGACAGUACCCGGUUUUCCCGGCCCAUAGACGGCGUGCAGCAGCAAACAAGCCGGGCGUGUGGCCCAAUAAUAGAGAGGUUAAGAUGCACGUUAUUUCCGACGUGACGCGCAAUUUCACGUCAAAUUUGGCGUAAAACUUCAAAUUUAGACAUGAGCUAGCUGCAGGUCACUCGCGUUGUUUUUCGACGCGCGAGCUGAACUGUCGCGUUGCGUCAGAAAUAUCAAGCAUCUUAACCUCUCUAAUGUCUGUCCUUGGGCAUCCUGUACCAGCAAGCAAAGCACAGGACGACUAGUGUCGCCGCGGCGGUAGCAGACACAGCAGUGCCCACCUUGCAUGGCUUGAACCGUGACCAACAGAUCAAGCGCAACCUGCAUCCCAAUCACCACUACUUUAAUCUCAGCAAUAACACUAGCGACGGUAGCCCUAAAACGGGGUAUAUUGUCUAGUUAAACGAAAGAACAUUCUCAAUUGCAGUAAAUCGCAACUUUGACCAUUGUAAGAAUUGGCAACAAGCUCGAUUAGCACAUUUUUCGUUCGUGGUUUUCGUUCGUCCUUUUGGGUUUCACAGCAUUGCCUCUCUCUCUCAGUUUCUUGUCGUUUAGAAAUGUCCCAACUAUUUCCUUGAAUAUUAUUCCAGUAUGUUUCGUCAUUCUCGAUCGUUCUUUUGCGAUCCCUGUCAUCUGCUUUCCUCCAUCUUUCUGCUAUUCUCCUUUCAUCCUGAGCUGUUAUUAUGAUCAAGCCAGAAGAGAAAAUUGAUUACAUCGAUCUUUUGCUAUUAGUCUGAUCAAGCCCGAAGAUAUGGCAUUCAUAAGGGUUGUACAAUCAUGUAGUAGUAGUAGUAGUAGUAUGUAGCGUACAACUAACGUCCCUUGUUAAUGUAAAGGGGAAAGUCCCUUUCCUCUUUACAUCUAUUGUUGGCUAAACACCCGAGAUUCCCUUGUUGAUCUUUUCUAUUUCUGACAUGAUGCGCUUCGAAGUA
Molecule: messenger RNA, 2509 nt
Organism: Sycon ciliatum
Lineage: Eukaryota; Metazoa; Porifera; Calcarea; Leucosolenida; Sycettidae
Product: ESX-1 secretion-associated protein EspK-like
Exons: 5
Coding region: 379-1557 (392 amino acids)
Source: RefSeq, a predicted model, not a curated record